Messenger RNA from Gekko japonicus, 1653 nucleotides. RefSeq names its product polyketide synthase PksN-like. Gene Ontology annotation, biological process: fatty acid biosynthetic process. The record is from RefSeq and is a predicted model, not a curated record. Gene Ontology annotation, molecular function: fatty acid synthase activity. Lineage: Eukaryota; Metazoa; Chordata; Lepidosauria; Squamata; Gekkonidae.
AUGAAGCAGAAGGGAUCUUUAGGCAUUAUUUCUACUGAACCAGAGUCAGUUUUGUGCAAAGUGCUGCAUCUGUCAGCUCAGGAAGCAGGCUGGAAAAACAUAAGGACACAACCAUACAGCAAUCUGGAGCUAUGCGCUGAUCAAUGCAAUGCCCUCAUUUUCCUGCCUCCCCUAGAAAGGUUGCCCAAAGCUGUUUUAGGCAGCCUUUCAAAACUCCAGGAUGUGGUAGUGAUAUGUGACAACCGCCAUGCAGAGUGUCUGAGAGCUCUCAUCGGAAUGGAUCACGAAAACUUUCAAAUUCAUAUUCUUAGUCUUACCAGCAUUUUCCAGAAGGCAUCUCUGAAGAAACAAAGUAUGCCUUUUUCCAGUUGGAUGAAGUCAUUGGAACCGAAACAGUCUCUGAAAUUACCUUGCUCAGUUUUUCAACAAACAGGGAAAAGUGAGAGCAUGGGUUCUUCAGCAUCAUCCCAUCUUACCAGAAAAGCUGUCCCCUUUGUAAUGCUAAAAGGUAAUGUGCACAGUAACUUUUCAGAUAUUCCACUGUAUAGAGGAAAGCGGAAAAUGUUUAAGGAGAAGGCUGUGUACAUAGUUACAGGAGGACUCACCGGGCUUGGCUUUGAAACAGUUAGAUUCAUUGCUGAAAAUGGAGGAGGUGGCAUAGUGUUUCUUUCACGGAGAAAGCCAGGUGUUGAGAAGCAGAAAGAAAUAAAGGAUUUGCAGCAUCGGAAUAAAAGAAGUAAAAUAAUCGCUCUGCAAUGCAAUGUCAUCUUUAGAUCUGACGUUGAGAAAGCUAUCAGUGUAGUCAGCAAAAUCUUUCCCAAGUGCCCAAUCAAAGGGGUGUUUCACAGUGCUGUGGUUUUGCAUGAUGGAUCCAUUGAAGCCUUGACCAUAUCUGACUUUGAGGAAGUUUUCAGUCCUAAGGUUGCAGGAGCCAUGAAUCUUCACCAUGCUACUCAAGGGCAGGAUCUUGACUAUUUUGUAUGUUAUUCAUCAGUUGCUUCAUUCCUUGGAAAUGCAAUGCAGGCAAACUAUGCUGCAGCCAAUUCCUUCCUGGACCUUUUCUGCCAUUACAGGAGAAACCGUGGACUUGCAGGACAGUCCAUUAACUGGGGUGCCUUGAAUCUUGGAUUACCGCAAAAUCAAAAUGAAAUUCAAAAUUUCUUGGAAUCAAAAGGUAUAGCGAUUCUGCAAGUGAAUGAUUUUUAUGAGUAUUUAAAACGCAGUUUAAUUCUGAACAAUCCCCAACAAGCUAUCAUAAAGUUCAACUUCAAAAAUUUGACCAAUUAUUUCAUUUCUCAAAAUCCUGCAUUCAGAAAUCGUAUGCAUUCAGUCCUCAUGGAACUCAGUGGUGGUAGGUUUGAGCUUUCAGAGCAAACUGUAUCCCAGGACUUGACUCCAGUAAAAAAUGAAGAUUAUAUCAUGGCCUUGAUGAGUCAACUCAGUGGUGCAGAUCCAAGUGAUGUUGCAAUGAAUUCAUCACUUUUGUCCAAUGGCAUAGAUUCUAUGUUAGCCAUGACUCUGCAGAAUCGCAUUUUCCAGGAACGAAGAGUUAACAUACCACUUGUGAAACUACUUGAUCCUAAUACUACAGCGUUUAAUCUUGCAUGGCUCCUAGAAGAACAAUCUAAGGAAAUCGGAAAAUCUGUCAAAUAA